Nematostella vectensis (starlet sea anemone) is the source of this 2756-nucleotide messenger RNA. RefSeq names its product exocyst complex component 3. Bases 169 to 2469 code for a protein of 766 amino acids. The transcript is spliced from 28 exons. Gene Ontology annotation, biological process: exocyst localization; exocytosis. Gene Ontology annotation, molecular function: SNARE binding. Gene Ontology annotation, cellular component: exocyst. The record is from RefSeq and is a predicted model, not a curated record. NCBI's taxonomy places the organism in Eukaryota, Metazoa, Cnidaria, Anthozoa, Actiniaria, Edwardsiidae.
UUCAGAUUUACCCAGAAACCAUUGCGCUGAUGUUUUUAAAAUGGCGGAAGAAAUUCUAAGCUCAGUCUGCUUAUUAUUGCUAGGAAUUAUGCUGUAGUGCGGGAAUAUACUGAUCUUACACGUCUUUAUUAAUCUAGAUUUACGUCAAGAAACGCUGUUGCAGUCGCCAUGUCUAUUGAUCUUCAAAACGCCAAAGCCGAAGCGCAUGAAAAUGCUGCCAAACUUGUCGCCACUAUGCUUCAGAAUCCAGACAGUUUGGAUAAGGUGGAGCAAUGGAGAAGGCGUGUGAUGCGCAACAAGGCUUCAGUAGAAGCAAGACUUAAAACAGCAGUACAGUCCCAACUAGAGGGAGUCCGCACUGGACUUGGACAGUUACAAGGGGCUCUGCAAGAUAUCAAACAGAUCAAGCAAAGCAUGGAGGAGGUUGAUGGGAACCUCAAGGGUGUGUCAAAGCUAGCGGAGGACCUGGAGCAGGUGAAGCAGGUCCAGUACCGGCACUCCCAGCUGUCAAAGUGCAAUGAGCUGCUGAACCACAUCUUCAAUGUGCCGGAGAAUGUGGAGAAGGCUUAUAUACUGAUCAGCGAUGGGAAGCUGUUGCUUGCUCAUAAAUGCCUUGCAGAUCUUGAGGCUACUAGAGAUGAGUUCCUGUUUGAGGUCCACAAGAUGUCUCAAAGUGAUGAUCGGCCUAAGACAGACCAGUCGCCACUCCAUGACUAUUUCAGAGAUGUAGCCAAACUGUCUGAAACUCUCGGAAAGCAGCUGUGGCUGGUGUUACAGAGGUUUCACAGCAGCGUCAGGAGCGACCCGGCUCAGCUAGUGACAGCACUUAGAAUCAUAGAGAGAGAAGAAAGAGCUGACAAAAGAGCAGAGCUGCGCCUCUCCUCUACUGGUUUCAAGGUUCCUGGGCGGCCCAAGCGCUGGAAACAGAAGUGCUUUGAGGUCAUAGAGUCUGGCAUCGGAUACAGAUUUGAGAGCCUCGAGAUGCAUAUCGCUGAUGAGCGCCUAACUGAAAAGAUGUGGCUGGUGAAGCAUCUGGAGAGAACCAGGCAGAAAGUUCUUGACGACUUGACGGUCAUUAAGAACCUUUGUCAGCCCUGUUUCCCUCCAAGUUACAACAUAUUUGACAAGGCAGUCCAGAUGUAUCACGCUGCUCUAUCUUUAAUGCUUGAGCGUACAGUCUGUGAACAGCGGCUUGACUCCAAUGAAUGUGUCAGUAUCCUAGCCUGGAUAAGAGAAUAUGGUGGCAUAGAUCUGAUGAUGCAUCCUGACCUCCAAGUGGAUGUGGAGUUCCUUCCACCGCUUCUGUCAUCCCCUGUCCAUAAAGACCUCGUCGAUACAUACAUCAACACGACUUCAACAAAUAUUAAAGAGUGGAUGAAGAAGAUGAUCGAGUCAGAUGAAAAGGACUGGCAUAAGAAUACCCUUCCGGAGAAAGACGCAGAUGGCUUCUUCAACACGUCACUUCCGGUCUUCCUAUACCAGAUGGUAGACCAAAAUAUGCAAGUUGCAGGGCAGACGGGAGAGGAUAUCAAGAUGCAGAUACUUGAUAUCGGCAUGGAAGAGCUCCAAGGUUUUCAACGUGAAUACAGAAAGAGUCUACGUCAAUUUAAAGCAAAACAUUUUGAAGACAGAAGUCAGCCGCCAAGAUUCAUCGAAUACAUGAUCGCCAUUGUCAACAACUGCAUGAUGUGUAUUAACUUCACUGAGCAGUUUCGGGAUCGCAUGGAAGCAGAUUUUGGUCGUGCCGCAUUCGGAGAAGACAGACAACAAAUCUUCAAGGGCAUCAUAUCAUGCUUUGAGACUAUUGGAGAGGAGGGGUGUCGGUAUCUUCUUGACGAGGUGUUCCUGGAUCUCAACCCAUUUUUUAUCCAGAUUAUGACACCAGCCUGGGUUACAUCAACAAACCAAGUGGACACCAUCAUCGUCACAAUCGAAGACUACUCCAGGGACUACACCCACAUGAAGCCAAGGUUUUUUGAUUACCUUGUGGAUCAAGCCUUAGAGAGGUCGCUGAUUGAGUAUGUGCGAGCCAUGAUGAACAAACGAAUUGCAUUCAAAAACUAUGACGAGAGGAAAUCAGCUGCAUCAAAAAUCUUAGACGAGGCGAAGAAAUUUGAAAAGCUCUUUACCAAACUCACCGGUCGGGCGGAGGAGGUAAUCGGCAAGUGCUCCGUCCUGCCAACGCUCACAGAGGUCAUAAAGCUGAGGGACACUUCAAUGAUGGCUCUGGAAAUAUCUGGUAUUGCUAACAAGUACCCUGACUUCAAGUCAGAUCAUGCCAUGGCACUGCUACUGAUGAGGGGCGAUGUGGGGCGCAUAGACGCGAGACAGCUGAUAUUGGAAACCCCACUGAAGGAUAUGAAAGAGGGUGAGCAAGUCGACCAGGGAAGAUUCUUUGAUCAGAUUAUUGUACCACCAUCACUACUGGACAAAAUGGAAACUGCCUGGAAGUCCAAACCAAAAAGCUAAUACGUCUAGCACCAGUUUAUUGUAGAAUAUACCACAGUAUGACAUUUAGGAAAACAAAAAUGUUCAGAAGGGGGAAAUUUCAAACUUUGAAGAAAAUGAGAAUAUAAAACAUACUCUUGUCAAGUUUAAAUAAGUCAUUGUUUAAUACUUUUUUCAAAUACAUGUUGUUUCUUAUGACAUCCCUUGUAAUUACAAAUACUAUUAAAGUUGAUGUACAUUAAGUAGAAAGUCACAAUCUUAAAAAAAUAUAUUAUAUGUAAUUAUCAAACUUAUUCACAUGAUUUGAA